Molecule: messenger RNA, 10186 nt
Organism: Biomphalaria glabrata
Lineage: Eukaryota; Metazoa; Mollusca; Gastropoda; Planorbidae
Product: proton-coupled amino acid transporter 2-like
Exons: 13
Coding region: 593-2101 (502 amino acids)
Biological process (GO): amino acid transmembrane transport
Cellular component (GO): vacuolar membrane
Molecular function (GO): amino acid transmembrane transporter activity
Source: RefSeq, a predicted model, not a curated record
UGGUUUCCUCAAUAAUUUUUUUUUUCUUCAGAAAACAACGAAAGAGGCCUGAGUCAGGCCUUAGAGUGUCUAGAGUGAUAUGUUCUAGAUCUAGAGUUAUUUAUUUAUAGAUCUAGAUCUGUAGUAUGGAUCUGCACUUUUGACAAGAAAAACAAGCCAAAAUUUUCUCGCGUGACAAUGGUCACAAUCUCAUUACAUUGCUGAGUCUGAGUGUACUCUGUACUGAGUCUUGAGUGUACUUUGUUAUUUGUUGUGUGUCACUGUGUAGCUUCUACAUUCAGAGUCCAUUUUAUAAACACACAAAUGUUAAAGAUCAUGAUACCAAUCCAUCAGAGAAAAAGUGAGGGCCCAAAUGUAGUGGCACUGAGACAAACACUUCUUGGCGGACAUUCUGAGUUCUCAGUGACUCUAAACUCUGCUGAGUCUCUAGACUACUGUCAGACUCACUGUUGAAUGUUCACUUUUAGACUAAUUAAACUACAUCUGAGAUCUAGUAGACUCUUUUAGUCUAAGUACAUGAAUAUAAUAUCUUGAAAAAAAAUGAACAGCUGUCUUAUUUAGGAUAAUUUAACUAUUGCUAUAUUUAUGAAAAAUGGCUGAAGUUGAAGAAGCAGCUUUACUUUUACCCAAGUCAUCACCAGUUGCCAGUGAAAAGUAUCAAAGGAGUGCACCCUCAGAAGUUUCAACAGAUCAGACAUCAUUUCUGGCAGCUAAGGCUAUCAACAAUACACAUCAACCCUCUGAAGAUAGCAUUAUGGUUUUCCCUCAUGGUGGUAUAGUUGAGGUUACUGAAGGUUACCACCAUGGUUAUCAGGCUGCAGGCUCACAUCACAGCAUGUUGCUGUCUGACAGAUCUUUUGUUGAAAACACUACAAGCAACAUGCAGACAUUGAUGCAUUUACUAAAAGGGAAUAUUGGAACUGGUAUUCUAGCACUUCCACUAGCUAUUAAAAAUGCUGGACUAUGGAUGGGAUUUUUUAGUUUGCUGGCUAUAGGUGUAAUAGCAGUACACUGUAUGCAUAUGUUAAUCAAAUGCAGUCAUAUUCUUAGUAAAAGGACAACUAGACUUGAGCUAGACUAUGCAGAUGUUAUAGAAAUAAGUUUUAAGACUGGACCACAGAGAUUAAAAAAGUUUGCAAAAGCAGGAAGAUUUGCAGUCAAUGCUUUUUUAAUAUUUACUCAAUUUGGUUUUUGCUGUGUCUACAUUGUGUUUGUAGCCACCAAUGUACAGGCUGUGGUUGAACAGUUUUAUACAGAGCUUCCAAGUUUAUUUCUCUUUGAAGUGAUGGUGACUGUUGCUCUGUUACCUUAUGUGUGUGUUAGAAACUUACAAAUGUUGGCACCCUUUUCAGCCUUUGCAAAUAUACUUACUGUGACAGGCUUGAUCAUCACAUUCCAGUAUAUUGUUCAAGAUCUACCGGACACCUCAACUCGCCCAGCAUUCAGCAACAUUAAUGAACUCCCAUUGUUUUUCGGUACAGCCAUUUUUGCUGUUGAAGGUAUAAGUCUAGUUCUUCCUCUAGAAAACAAAAUGAGAAGUCCUCAGGAUUUUGGUGGCUGGUUUGGAGUAUUAAAUCUAGGCUUGGUCAUUACUAUUUGUCUUUAUGCUGCUGUUGGUUUCUAUGGCUACUUACAGUUUGGUGAAGAUGUUAAGGCUAGUAUAACAUUGAGUCUACCUACAGAUUCAUGGUGGUACUUGUCAGUCAAAUUGAUGUUGGCCUUGGCCAUCUUCAUCUCCUACAAUGUACAGUUCUAUGUACCUAUAAAAAUUUUAUGGCCAAAUCUGCAACAUCGUUUUCAUAAUAGAAUCAUUCGCAGAUAUGGAGAAUUUAUUUUUCGGAUAGUCCUAGUAUUAGUUACAUUUGGCUUUGCUGCUGCCAUCCCACAUCUGGAUUUACUCAUUUCCUUGAUUGGAGCAUUCCUAAGCACAUCACUUGCCCUGAUACUACCAGCCAUCAUUGAGAUUGUGACCCUGUCAGCAGAGGAUGAACACCUGCCUUGGUAUAUUGUAGUAAAGAAUAUAUUGAUAUUUCUCCUUGGACUAGUAGGCUGUUUCACUGGCACAUACUCUGCUAUUAAAGACAUUGUGAAUUCUUUUUAGAAUUGAGUUAGUUUUAAAAUCUGUUCAUUUGUGUAGCUGCCAAAAUGUUGCCUGUGGAUUAAUUUUUAAAUAUUUCUGUCAUUGACUGGAUUUUUUCACUGCUAAAGUAUUUCUGUAUUUAUUUGAAGAUAUUUUUAUUUUUAAUGAUGCCAUUUCAGUUUUUGGUUUACUGAUAUGUUGAUGUUAAUUAAAAUAUUGCUAUACCAACUUAUAGUUAAUCAAUUAAAUUAAUUAGCAAUGGUCUGGUCAAUUGCAUUUUGUCAACAAAUUCUCAUUUUGUUAAAUUGCUGUACUUGAUUUUAAUUAAAUUUAAUGAUUUCACCCCAAAUAAAUAUUGUCAGAAAUAAGUCUACUAGCUUAAAGGGAAUCUCCUAUGGUUUUGACAAUUUUUGAUAUAAUAUAUAAUUUGAUUUACAGAUAAUGAAUAUAUUAUUCCUUUUUUUUUUUAUUUGCAAUAAUAACUUAGAAAUUGAUGUUUUUCCAACGUAAUUUUCCUGCGCAUUAAAACAGUCAGACUUUCACCGGGUUUCUAUGUGACAUCACAAAUACGUUUAAUUUAAUCUAUUGACUUCUGUAAAACAGGAGACCAUACAACAAAAAUUACAUUCUGGUAAAAGAAAUAUAUCUUCGACUAUGCAGUUAGAUGUAGGAUCUUGUAUGCAAAGAAAAAAAUGCGCAUUAAAAGUAGAUUUACAUGCUUGACUAACCACGGCAGUGAGUAUUUUCUCGCCUGACCACUCAACACACAACAAACACUAUUGCUUGGUUGUCUUGUCAUGACCGACUACACAUAGUCUCGACUAGCCUUACACUGACCAGUUUGUUGGAAUCAGUCAGAUACAUGAUCUAUUUACUUCUUGGGACAGGGAAAGGCUUAGAUGAAAAUGUUACUUUUUUUCUCGAGUUGGUUAUCCAAUCCUUUUAGAUCUAUUUAUACAAGUAUAUAUAUAUAUAUAUAUAUAUAUAUAUAUAACUGUAUCAUAGAUCUGGACUAGGCCGUCACUAAGUCUAACAGCUACUGUAAGAAAGAAGCGAUACGAUUGGUUAAAUGUAGUUUCUCUUUCAGUAUUGUUGAGGGAAGUGAUGUUUGAAAUAGCUUAAAACAAAAUCUCAAAGAAUCCCGUUUUUUUGAGAUGUCAAGAAUUUACUGACUAAUUUAUUAAACAUAAAUGUUACUAAGCAUUUAAAUACAAUUAAAUACAAAAUGGUAAAAUGUUUACUAUUAAAACUUUUCACGCAGAAUUUAAAUAUGUCAAUAACUCAAAUUAAAAAACCUUCGGAGUUUCCCUUUAAAAGCAUUAUAGCUUCAAAACUCUAGCUGUUCAAAAUAUUUUUAAAAUUUUCAUCACAGUCUUGACACACACCACUGGUCUAGUAAUAUCUUGAAGGUAAAGUCUCAAAUCAAACAUUUUUACAAUAUUUUCAAGGUAAAGUACAUCUCAAGUCAAAUAUUCAUUAAAAAAAAUAAAUGAAACAUCCACUUAAAAAAAGAUUCAGUUCAAAUGUUUAAAGAUUAAAGCAUACUGCUGUCAAAUCUCUUUCAUAAAACCAAAUACUUCACAAUUUAUGAAAACCUGGCUUCACUCUGAUACAAUCAGGUAGAAAUUUUUUUCUCUAGGAAGUGCAUUAUUUUUAAUUCUUUCUAUCUGGUGUUUGACAUAAAGCAACAAGACAUUAUCUGUUCUGACUUCACAAAUGUUUGUUUGAAUCAAGUGUAGUGAAUGUAUUACAAAUACUUGUGUGGUUACCUCAUUUGUCUUUUAUACUUUUAAUGUUGAUAUUGUGUUUUUUUUUAAUAUACUUCUAUUGUUGAUAUUUUGACUUCUGGAUAUUUUCUAAUAUAAUGCCUACAUCAAAUUGUCUUUCAACUUUGUAAAGAUUGUAAUGAUCAAGCUACCUAUACAUUUUAUUUUUAAAAUUAUGUUUAAUUACUGUUUGUGUUGGACAGAAAAGCAAUUAAUUUUUUUUUAUUAUUCAUUUAAUUUGUACUAUUGUCAACUUAUUCUUUAAAAUGCUCACAUUCAAAGUUUCCAGAAAUUAAUUCUAAAGGUGUCAAUAUGCACAUUUUGUUUCCCUUUUAGAAACAACUUCCAUGACCUAGUUUGGCUUUUUAUUAAUUUCCUCUAUUAGAUAGUUUAGUUUCAUAGAAAUAGCAUGAGCAAACAUAUUGCAAUCACUUCUAACUUCAACACUUAUUGCAAUAACUUCUAACUUCAAAACAUAUUGCAAUCACUUCUAACUUCAAAACAUAUUGCAAUCACUUCUAACUUCAACAAAUAUUGCAAUCACUUCUAACUUCAAAACAUAUUGCAAUCACUUCUAACUUCAACAAAUAUUGCAAUCUCUUCUAACUUCAACAAAUAUUGCAAUCACUUCUAACUUCAAAACAUAUUGCAAUCACUUCUAACUUCAACAAAUAUUGCAAUCACUUCUAACUUCAAAACAUAUUGCAAUCACUUCUAACUUCAACAAAUAUUGCAAUCACUUCUAACUUCAACAAAUAUUGCAAUCACUUCUAACUUCAACACUUAUUGCAAUCACUUCUAACUUCAAAACAUAUUGCAAUCACUUCUAACUUCAACACAUAUUGCAAUCACUUCUAACUUCAACAAAUAUUGCAAUCACUUCUAACUUCAAAACAUAUUGCAAUCACUUCUAACUUCAAAACAUAUUGCAAUCACUUCUAACUUCAACACAUAUUGCAAACACUUCUAACUUCAACAAAUAUUGCAAUCACUUCUAAUUUCAAAACAUAUUGCAAUCACUUCUAACUUCAAAACAUAUUGCAAUCACUUCUAACUUCAAAACAUAUUGCAAUCACUUCUAACUUCAAAACAUAUUGCAAUCACUUCUAACUUCAACACUUAUUGCAAUCACUUCUAACUUCAAAACAUAUUGCAAUCACUUCUAACUUCAAAACAUAUUGCAAUCACUUCUAACUUCAACACAUAUUGCAAACACUUCUAACUUCAACAAAUAUUGCAAUCACUUCUAAUUUCAAAACAUAUUGCAAUCACUUCUAACUUCAAAACAUAUUGCAAUCACUUCUAACUUCAAAACAUAUUGCAAUCACUUCUAACUUCAAAACAUAUUGCAAUCACUUCUAACUUCAACACUUAUUGCAAUCACUUCUAACUUCAAAACAUAUUGCAAUCACUUCUAACUUCAACACUUAUUGCAAUCACUUCUAACUUCAAAACAUAUUGCAAUCACUUCUAACUUCAAAACAUAUUGCAAUCACUUCUAACUUCAAAACAUAUUGCUAUUACUUCUAACUUUAAAACAUAUUGCUAUUACUUCUAAAUUCAAAUCAUAUUGUAAUCACUUCUGACUUCUUUAUAAUGUUAUUCGACUUCUUUACAAGUUUUAUGAAAAUAUUUUGCAAAUAUAUUUAUUGUUUAUAAAAACACUGCUAAAGAGUUACUUGAGAAUUACUUGACAUAGGUGAUAUAGAACAUUAUAAAAACGUUUAGUAAAGUUAUACAAGUUGGGUUUUUAAAAUUUAUUUUUCAUAUUAAUCCUUGAUAUCUUGGUCAAUAGUAUGGUUAUCAUUUUAAACUAUCCACUUUCUAAAUGGCAUUGAUAUGAAUUAUAAUGAUGACUUUUUUUUGUUUGUUUAUUUAUUAGCUAUAGUAUAUAUUUUUUCAAUUAUCAGUAAAAAAAAAUGAUUUCAUACUUCUGUGUAGACUUUUUCAUGUUGAAAUAAUUUAGUCAUAAAAAAAAAAGAAAAGCCCCAACAAAUUAAAAUUUUCAUUUGGUCUUGUGUACUAUCCAUUCUUCAUUUGUCUAAGAAAAAAGUUUGAUCAAUUUAUUUCACUCAUGGGAAUCAAUACUCUGUUAGAAUCAUUUUGUUGUGCUACUUUGUAUUGAAAUUUACUUUGUACAAAUGUAAGGCCCUCUAUUCCCUGCAAUAUCUAUGUUAAUGUCAAUAUUUCUGCUCAUAUUACAUUACUUUUGAAGUCAGUUCUAUGACUUGAAACACAGAAGAGUGACUAUCCAAACCUCUGUCUCUAACCUUUUUUUUUUAAGUUGUAUUAAAAAAACAAGUAAAAAUGUUAACAUUUUGUUUUUUUAUAUGUAUAUCAUAUGUCCUGUUGUAAUGUCAGUUACUUGUAGUUGUUGACUAUCUACUGGUUGAACAUUUGUGCUGGUAAGUUCUGUGGACUUGCUAAUGUUGAACUGUCAUAGGUAUUUUUUUUUUUUUAAAUUCCUAUUAACUUAACCUUACUGUAGGUGAGGGUCGUACAUUCCACUUAAAAUAUACAAGUCUGAAAAUUUAAUAUUUCAUUUUCCACUAAAUUUAUUUGUUUCUAUCAAGUGUCAUGGUUUUAUCAUCCUUACUCACCCUACCAGGAAGUAGCUAUGUAACCUUGUUUAACAAUUUUGUUUUUGAAAUUGACAAUCAAAUUUGUGUUAUUAAAAAGUGUCUGAAGGUUGUCAUAGAGUCCAGUUACAAAGUGUUGCAUCCUGGGAUCUGAAUUCUCUGUGAUUUGUGAAAAGUAGAUCUCUUGUUAAAUAAUUCUGGUCCAAGAAAUUUUGCCACUGAUAAUGUGCUCUGUAGAUGUAGUUUUUCUUUGUAUAAUGAACCUACUUUUGUUGAAUUGUCCUUGUAAUGUGCUCUGUAGAUGUAGUUUUUCUUUGUAUAAUGAGCCUACUUUUGUUGAAUUGUCCUUGUAAUGUAGCUCUGUAGGGAGCCAUCUGUGAAUGAACUGAGAUAAUGUCUUGUCCAUGAACUAACGUCAGCUGAAUUUCUGCUUAUCCCUGUUUGUGUUUUCACUCUUCCAUGCCUUUAAUAAAGUUUCUACAUCAUUAUCUUUAUAUUUAUGUCAGCUCAGCUUCUUUCUGGACACUGAUGGCAUGACUAUCUGAAAGAAAAAAUGCAACACUUAAAGGGGAUGACUUUGCCUCAGGCAUAAAACCUGUUAAGAAAUUAUUUAAUAACAACUUCCUCUCAUAAUUGUAAACCAAAUUACAACUAAAAAAAUGCACAAGUUCAUUUUAUUAGCUAACCUUCUAUUAGAUCUAAACUAAAGUUAUAACUCACCUAAAACAGCUGAAAUUAGUGAAAUUGAAGGUCCUGAGUCAAAAACGUGUAUCUGCCUUGUUUUGCUAUUUACAGAAGAAAUGAAGUAUCAUUUCUAAACACUAACCUAUAUUCUUUUAUAUUUAAAUGAAAAUUCAUGGGAAACAACUCAGGAAAAACGUUUUUAAAGCCUUUCACAUUUUUAGUAUUGAGUAGGCAAAGUCACCCCUUGAAGCAAAGUCACCCCAUUUCAACAGUUUCUAGAACUAUUUCUCUACGUUUCCAUAACUAGUUUGUAGCACUACUUGUCUAAGUUUACAUAACUAGUUUCUAGCACUAUUUCUCUAAGUUUACAUAACUAGUUUCUAGCACUACUUCCCCAAGUUUACAUAACUAGUUUCUAGCACUACUUCCCCAAGUUUACAUAACUAGUUUCUAGCACUACUUCCCUAAGUUUACAUAACUAGUUUCUAGCACUACUUCCCUAAGUUUACAUAACUAGUUUUUAGCACUACUUCUUUAAGUUUACAUAACUAGUUUCUAGCACUACUUCCCCAAGUUUACAUAACUAGUUUCUAGCACUACUUCCCCAAGUUUACAUAACUAGUUUCUAGCACUACUUCCCUAAGUUUACAUAACUAGUUUCUAGCACUACUUCCCUAAGUUUACAUAACUAGUUUUUAGAACUACUUCUCUAAGUUUACAUAACUAGUUUCUAGAUUUGAUUUGUUGAUAUGAGGCACAUCGGCACAAUUUAGGCCAUGUCGUGCCUGCAGUCCCUUAAGGACUACUCUCUCUCUAAACAGCAAGGGCCAGAUUCUAUACAGUAAUAUAAUUAAAAUUAAGGUCUAUUCACAGUUAAAAUAGUAAAGGUAGUAAAAAUUUAAAUAUUUGGUAAAAAUCUAAUGUAAAUAGUGUAUGUUCACAAAUUCAGAAAUCACAUCUUCGUAGAUAGCCCCACUUCCCGAAUAAAGCCCAGUACCUUCCCAGGGUCGACAUUAUUAAAUAGUGUUUUUAGAUUAGUGGCUCUAAAAUGUUUCGCCCUGACAUCCUGGUAUCUGGGGCAAUCAACGAGGAUAUGUUCCACGGUGAGGCGAGAGUCACAGUACUCGCAAAGUGGGGGCUCCUCUCUCUUCAGUACAAAAGAGUGCGUGAUGUAGGUGUGGCCAAUCCUAAGUCUGGACAUGGUUGUGCUACCACGCCUUGUCAGACCCUUAGAUGUGGGCCGCCACCUGACAUCCGCCACAAUCUGCCUGAGUUUACUGUGAGUCUCAGCCUCCCAUCGGUUCUGCCACUCUCGAUAGGUGGCAGAGGCAAUACUUUGUCUCAGGUCCGAGUAGGGGAUUUGGGUUCCUGACACCGCAUGAUUUAGGGCUCUCUUUGCUUCUCUGUCUGCGGCUUCGUUUCCCUCAAUGCCAACAUGGGAGGGGACCCAGAUGAAGGUGACAUCCCUAGUUUCUAGCACUACUUCUUUAAGUUUACAUAACUAGUUUUUAGCACUACUUCUUUAAGUUUACAUAACUAGUUUCUAGCACUACUUCUUUAAGUUUACAUAACUAGUUUCUAGCACUACUUCUUUAAGUUUACAUAACUAGUUUCUAGCACUACUUCUUUAAGUUUACAUAACUAGUUUCUAGCACUACUUCCCCAAGUUUACAUAACUAGUUUCUAGCACUACUUCCCUAAGUUUACAUAACUAGUUUCUAGCACUACUUCCCUAAGUUUACAUAACUAGUUUCUAGCACUACUUCCCUAAGUUUACAUAACUAGUUUCUAGCACUACUUCUCUAAGUUUACAUAACUAGUUUCUAGCACUACUUCUCUAAGUUUACAUAACUAGUUUCUAGCACUACUUCUUUAAGUUUACAUAACUAGUUUCUAGCACUACUUCUUUAAGUUUACAUAACUAGUUUCUAGCACUACUUCCCUAAGUUUACAUAACUAGUUUCUAGCACUACUUCUCUAAGUUUACAUAACUAGUUUCUAGCACUACUUCUUUAAGUUUACAUAACUAGUUUCUAGCACUACUUCUCUAAGUUUACAUAACUAGUUUCUAGCACUACUUCUUUAAGUUUACAUAACUAGUUUCUAGCACUACUUCUUUAAGUUUACAUAACUAGUUUCUAGCACUACUUCUUUAAGUUUACAUAACUAGUUUCUAGCACUACUUCUCUAAGUUUACAUAACUAGUUUCUAGCACUACUUCUCUAAGUUUACAUAACUAGUUUCUAGCACUACUUCCCCAAGUUUACAUAACUAGUUUCUAGCACUACUUCCCUAAGUUUACAUAACUAGUUUCUAGCACUACUUCUCUAAAUUUACAUAACUAGUUUCUAGCACUACUUUUCUAAGUUUACAUAACUAGUUUCUAGCACUACUUCCCCAAGUUUACAUAACUAGUUUCUAGCACUACUUCCCUAAGUUUACAUAACUAGUUUCUAGCACUACUUCUCUAAGUUUACAUAACUAGUUUCUAGCACUACUUCUCUAAGUUUACAUAACUAGUUUCUAGCACUACUUCUUUAAGUUUACAUAACUAGUUUUUAGAACUACUUCUCUAAGUUUACAUAACUAGUUUCUAGCACUACUUCCCCAAGUUUACAUAACUAGUUUCUAGCACUACUUCUCUAAGUUUACAUAACUAGUUUCUAGCACUAUUUCUCUAAGUUUACAUAAGAUCAUUUACUUCUAAUCUUGUUCCAGAGUUCCUUGUGAACAUAGAUUAUCUCCCAUCACAUGUGUACAUUCUCACUAUUUCCCUGUGAUAUGUUUAUUGUUCUCAGAAGUUUUAUUGAUUCAUAAAAACUUUGGUCAAUGUAAAUUAUCAUUAUGAUUAUUAUUUUUUUUAUACGCUAUGUAGUGUCAAUGUGAAUCUAUUUCCUAAGAAGCUUUGUUAAGUUCCGCAGCUACUUAAAUAUGGUCUCAGACUUGCUGCAUAGUAAUUAGAUAUCAGUUAUUUUAUUUGAAAUUCAAUAGCUUAUUUUGUGAUUCAUGACAUACACACUUUAUUUUUUUUAAUUUUUUUUUUUAAUAGGUUUUGAAAUAAAAAUUCUUAUAUAGUU